Delphinapterus leucas (beluga whale) is the source of this 8015-nucleotide messenger RNA. Lineage: Eukaryota; Metazoa; Chordata; Mammalia; Artiodactyla; Monodontidae. The record is from RefSeq and is a predicted model, not a curated record.
AAGCAUCUUUGUUCUAGAGCACAGAUCCACAGGGUUUUUAAUUGAUUACUAUGAGAAGAUGCUAUUAGAAGUGUGUCCUACUUGAGGAAAUUACCGACUUCAAAGACACCCUGACUUCAGAAUCCGCGUUUUCAGCUGUCCCCUGCCCUAGGUUUAGAGAUGUUCACUAACUUCCGGCAACUUCCAAUCACGGGAGAAUUAGAGUCUGGUUAUCUGGGAGGAAUCCUGUGAACAUUUAACCUGUCAUUUUGCCUGUAAGGCCGUGCUAAAGGGCACUUUCGAUAUCUUGAUCUUAAAAGAGCAGGAGAAGGUGGUCGAAAGGGAAAGGUAUCAUGUGCUCUGCUCACGUCGGCCCCUUGAGGGAAGCCUGCCUCUUGUCUCUGAUCAUGAUCCGGUCGCAAGAUUUGAACAAGAAAAACUUAAGCCUUGCUGGAUUCCCGCGUCAAAGAAUAGCUCCAAGCUUUCAGGAAGAGUUCUUGCUUGAAGACAAAGAACCGCUUGCUAACCACAAAAGAGGAAUCGAUGCUCAGCUUUUAGCUGCCCUCCCUAAAGUUGCAGAAUUAAGAAAACUCUUUGAACCAAAGAGGAAAGAAUUUUCAGACAUGAAAAGAAAAGAAAGAAUUGCCAGGCGCCUAGAAGGAAUCGAAACCGACACGCAGCCCAUCCUCUUGCAGAGCUGCACGGGCUUAGUGAGCCAUCAUCUGUUGGAGGAGGACCUGCCCAGAUACACGCGCGCCACAGACCCAGCCAGUCCUCACGUCGGCCAAUCAAAUGAAGAGGAAGAAACUUUGGAUUCUUCCUUAGAAAAGCAGACUCGAUCCAAACACUGCACAGAAUCCUCGGGCAUCCAUGGUGACUCCCCCUACGGUUCCAGCAUCAUGGACACCCAGAGCCUAGAAUCCAAAGCCGAAAGGAUCGCCAGAUACAAAGCAGAGAGGAGACGGCAGCUGGCAGAAAAGUAUGGGCUCACCCUGGACCCGGAAGGCGACGCCGAAUCUCCAUCUCGGUACAGCAAGUCCAGGAAGGACCCUGAGACUGCUGAGAAAAGGGGAGGGAAAAGUGACCGCUCUGCUGAGUUCAGCAAAGAUUCGGGCGCUUCCUACUCCCGGACCGAGAUCCCGGGGCUCAGGAGCUGCGUGGCUGGGUCCAAGGACCAUGCCCUCCACCGGCGCGCUGGUGUUUCCGACACAGAGGUGCUGCUCAACGUAGAAAACCAAAGACGAGGUCAAGAGCCCAGUGCCACCGGGCCAGCCCAAGACCUGCCCCCCGCGGGGGACGGCUCCGCAUCCUUCCCAUUCUCCGAGCGAGACUGCGCCCUCGGUGAAGUGCCAAGGUCCCCAAAGCCAAUGCACAGCCUGCCCAGCCCGUCACCUGGGCAGCCAGCCUCUCCGAGCCACUCCACAGGUGACCUGCCACUCCCUGCCGAGGCUCGAGCCAGUACCGGGAAACCCAAACAUGAGUGGUUUCUCCAGAAAGAUUCCGAAGGGGACACACCUUCACUUAUCAACUGGCCUUCCAGAGUUAAAGUUAGAGAAAAACUGGUGAGAGAGGAGAGUGCUCGCAGCAGCCCUGAACUUGCCCCUGAGUCCUUAACUCAGAGGAGACACCAGCCAGUGCCAGGCCAUUACCUGGCCUUUCGGUCAGAGAACUCAGCCUUCGACAGGGGCUCGGGCAAGGCAGCCAGCUCUGCACGACAGCCCGUCCAUGGCUACGUCCAGCCGGCAGAUCCCAGUCACACCAUCACGCUGGCGACCUCGGACACCCCAGAAAGCGCAUCCGAGCACAGCUGGGUGGAGCCGGCCACCCAGACCGUCACAAAGCCUCCCCCCUCGAAGGUUCUAGAAGGUGAGAGAAGAGAUACCCCGGUUCUCCAUAUUUGUGAAUCAAAAGCAGAGGACGAUGUGCUCUUCUCUGAAGCUCUGGAGAAAAGCAGGAAAACGCUUUUCGCUUUGGAGGAUCGUGGGCCUGGGAGAAGCCGGGAAGACCCCUCUGGAACCGAGGACUCGGGUAAGCCUGCUGCUAGCGCAGUCACCUCGGAACCUCAGAAGGAACCUGAAAGCCUGGCCCGCCCACCUCCAGCUCAGCAGCCCACGGAGAGGAUGGGUCGAAGCGAAAUGGUUGUGUAUGUUCAGAGCGAGUCUGUGUCCCAAGGUCACAGGAAGGAGGCAGAGCCCACGAGGAAGCGCAAGGUCCUCACCCGCUCGCUGUCUGACUACACGGGCCCGCCUCAGCUGCAGGCUGCGAAGGCCACGGCCCCGGCUUCCAAGCGCGACCCAGAGCCGCAGACGUCCAAGGCUGAGUCGGAAGUGGGCCUGCUGGACACCAAGGUCUCCGUCACCCAGCUCUGCAAUGUGUUCCUGCAGUCAGCCAGGGCCAACAAGAGACCCGAGCUCCAUUCACGGGUCGAGGGGUCAAGCGAAGGUGCUGGCUUGCCUACCAGCGUGGAACGGGAGAGAGGGUCCCGGAAACCAAGACGCUAUUUUUCUCCUGGUGAAAGUAGAAAGACUUCUGAGAGAUUUAGAACUCAACCCAUAACCUCAGCAGAACGAAAGGAAUCAGAUAGGUCAACUUCAAAUUCAGAAAUGCCAGCUGCCGAGGAUGAAGAGAAGGUCGAUGAGCGAGCCAGGCUGAGCGUUGCUGCGAAGAGGCUGCUCUUCAGGGAAAUGGAAAAGUCAUUUGACGAGAAGAACGUCCCGAAGCGCCGCUCCAGGAAUGCAGCCGUAGAGCAGAGGCUGCGGCGUCUGCAGGACCGAUCCCACACGCAGCCUGUCACCACCGAGGAGGUGGUCAUUGCAGCCACACUGCAGGCAUCUGCUCACCAGAAGGCGUUAGCCAGAGACCAGACGAAUGAGGGCAAAGAUUCUGCCGAGCAAGGAGAACCUGACCUCUCCACCCUGAGCUUAGCGGAGAAGUUGGCCUUGUUUAACAAACUGUCCCAGCCGGUCUCAAAAGCGAUUUCAACGCGGAACAGAUUAGACGUGAGACACAGGAGGAUGAAUGCUCGCUAUCAAACCCAGCCGGUCACGCUUGGAGAGGUGGAACAGGUGCAAAGUGGCAAGCUCAGCCCUUUCUGCCCCACUGUUAACAUAUCUGUGUCCACCCCGGCAUCUACCGUCACCCCCAUGUACGCAGGGAAUCUUCGGACAAAGCCACCACUGGAUGACAGCUCCGGUGCCGCUGAGCAGAAGUUUCCUUCUUCGCUAGAAAGUUCAGACUCCCCAGUUAGAAGCAUCCUGAAAUCCCAGGGCUGGCAGUCUUCGGUAGAGGCUGGUGGGAGCAAAGGAAUGUCGAGAGAAUUUGAAGAGACAGAAAGCAAGGGAAUCUUGACAGGUGGAGAUGGUGGUGUUACAAAGUACGGGUCCUUCGAGGAAGCAGAGCCAUCCUACCCCAUGCUUAGCAGAGUCCGGGAAGGAAAUGGCCAUAAGGAACCCAUCUAUGCUGUUCCGAGAAAGGGAAGCCUGGAGCUCGCCCAUCCUCCCGCGGCUCAGUUCGGUGAUGAACCGAAGGAAUUUUCCACUGCACAAAGCACCGCACAGGGGAGCCCGGACUGGAAGGACAGGCAGCUCUUUGAAGAGAAGGUGGACGUGGAGAAUGUCACGAAGAGGAAGUUUUCACUGAAAGCGGCAGAGUUCAUGGAUCCCACUGCUGAGCAGACGGGCACAGCUGCUGGGAGACCGGUCGCUCAGACUGCAACCCCCGUGUCCUGGAAGCAGCAAGAUCCCUCUGAACAGCCGCAGGAGAAGCGCUGUCGGAGUCCGUGUGCAAUGUUUGCUGCUGAAGAGAUCAAAGCACCAGCGGCGGAGGGCAUCCUCGACUCUCCCAGCAAAACCAUGUCCAUUAAAGAAAGAUUAGCACUGUUGAAGAAAAGUGGUGAGGAAGACUGGAGAAACAGACUUAACAGGAAGCAGGAGUAUGGCAAAGCGUCCGUCACCAGCAGCCUGCACAUCGAAGAAACGGGACAGUCGCUCAAGAAGAAGCGGGUCACAGAAAGUCGAGAGAGCCAGAUGACGAUUGAAGAGAGGAAGCAUCUCAUCACCGUGAGAGAGGACGCCUGGAAGACCAGAGGCCGAGGGGCAGCCAACGACUCCACCCAGUUUACCGUGGCCGGCAGGAUGGUGAAGCGAGGUCUGGCGUCCCCCACUGCCAUCACCCCAGUAGCGUCCCCUAUCUGCAGUAGAACGAGGGGCACCACGCCAGUUUCCAGACCCCUGGAAGAUAUCGAAGCCAGACCAGACAUGCAGUUAGAAUCAGACCUCAAGUUGGACAGGCUGGAAACCUUUCUAAGAAGGCUGAAUAACAAAGUUGGUGGGAUGCAAGAAACGGUCCUCACCGUCACCGGGAAAUCCGUGAAAGAGGUGAUGAAGCCGGACGAUGAGGAAACCUUUGCCAAGUUCUACCGCAGCAUGGAUUCCGCUCUACCGAGAAGCCCCGUGGAGCUGGACGAGGACUUUGAUGUCAUUUUCGAUCCUUAUGCCCCCAAGUUGACAUCCUCUGUGGCUGAGCACAAGCGUGCGGUGAGGCCCAAGCGCCGGGUUCAGGCUUCCAAAAACCCCCUGAAGAUGCUGGCGGCAAGGGAAGAUCUCCUCCAGGGGUACACGGAGCAGAGACUGAACGUGGCCUUCGUGGAAUCAAAGCGUAUGAAAGUCGAAAAGAUGUCCGCCAGCUCCAACUUCUCAGAAGUCACCCUGGCGGGAUUAGCCAGCAAAGAAAACUUCAGCAACGUCAGCCUGCGGAGCAUCAACCUGACGGAACAGAAUUCCAACAAUAGCGCGGUGCCCUACAAAAAGCUGAUGCUGUUACAGAUUAAAGGAAGAAGACACGUGCAGACGCGGCUGGUGGAACCUCGCGCUUCUUCCCUCAACAGUGGGGACUGCUUCCUCGUGCUGUCCCCCCACCACUGCUUCCUGUGGGUCGGAGAGUUUGCCAACGUCAUAGAGAAGGCGAAGGCCUCAGAACUCGCAAGUUUAAUUCAGACCAAGAGGGAACUUGGUUGUAGAGCUACUUAUAUCCAAACUAUCGAAGAAGGAAUUAACACACACACUCAUGCAGCCAAAGACUUCUGGAAGCUUCUGGGCGGCCAAACCAGUUACCAGUCUGCUGGAGACCCAAAGGAAGAUGAGCUCUAUGAAACGGCCAUAAUAGAAACCAACUGCAUUUACCGACUAAUGGAUGACAAACUCGUUCCUGAUGACGACUACUGGGGGAAGGUUCCAAAGUGCUCCCUCCUGCAGGCAAGACAGGUCCUGGUGUUUGAUUUUGGGAGCGAAGUUUAUGUGUGGCACGGGAAAGAAGUCACAUUAGCACAACGGAAAAUAGCCUUUCAGCUGGCAAAGCACUUAUGGAAUGGAACCUUUGACUACGAGAACUGUGACAUCAACCCCCUGGACCCUGGAGAGUGCAACCCGCUCAUUCCCAGAAAAGGACAGGGGCGGCCAGACUGGGCGAUAUUUGGGAGACUUACAGAACACAACGAGACGAUUUUGUUCAAAGAGAAAUUUCUCGACUGGACGGAACUGAAGAGACCUAACGAGAAGAACGCCAGCGAACUUGCCCAGCACAAGGACGACCCGCGGGCGGAGGUCAAGCCUUACGACGUGACGCGGAUGGUGCCGGUGCCCCAGACGACAGCCGGCACCGUGCUAGACGGGGUCAACGUGGGCCGGGGCUACGGCCUGGUGCAAGGGGACGACCGCAGGCAGUUGGAGAUCGCCAGCCUGUCGGUGGACGUCUGGCACAUCCUGGAAUUCGACUACAGCAGGCUCCCCAAGCAGAGCAUUGGGCAGUUCCACGAGGGCGACGCCUACGUGGUCAAGUGGAAGUUCAUCGUGAGCACGGCAGUGGGAAGUCGGCAGAAGGGCGAGCACCCGGUCAGGGUGGCCGGCAAAGAGAAGCGUGUCUACUUCUUCUGGCAAGGCCGGCAGUCGACUGUGAGUGAGAAGGGCACGUCGGCUCUGAUGACGGUGCAGCUGGACGAGGAAAGGGGAGCCCAGGUCCAGGUCCUGCAGGGCAAGGAGCCCCCCUGUUUUCUGCAGUGUUUCCAGGGAGGGAUGGUGGUCCACUCCGGGAGACGGGAGGAGGAGGAAGACAACACACAGAGCGAGUGGAGGCUGUACUGUGUGCGCGGAGAAGUGCCCGUGGAAGGGAACUUGCUGGAGGUGGCCUGUCACUGCAGCAGCCUGAGGUCCAGGACGUCCAUGGUCGUCCUCAACGUCCACAAAGCCCUCAUCUACCUAUGGCACGGAUGCAAAGCCCAGGCCCACACGAAGGAGGUCGGAAGGACCGCGGCCAAUAAAAUCAAGGAACAAUGUCCCCUGGAGGCCGGGUUGCACAGUAGCAGCAAAGUGACAAUUCACGAGUGUGACGAAGGAUCAGAGCCCCUGGGAUUCUGGGACGCUCUGGGGAGGAGAGACCGGAAGGCCUACGACUGCAUGCUCCAAGAUCCUGGAAACUUUAACUUCACAGCCCGCCUGUUCAUCCUCAGUAGCUCCUCCGGCGACUUCUCAGCCACCGAGUUCCUGUAUCCAGCCCGCGACCCCUCCGUGGUCAAUUCUAUGCCCUUCCUGCAGGAAGACCUGUACAGCGCCCCGCAACCAGCACUUUUCCUUGUUGACAAUCACCACGAGGUGUACCUCUGGCAGGGCUGGUGGCCCGUGGAGAACAAGAUCACCGGCUCCGCCCGCAUCCGCUGGGCCUCGGACCGGAAGAGCGCCAUGGAGACGGUGCUGCAGUACUGCCGAGGAAAAAACCUCAAGAAGCCGCCCCCCAAGUCUUACCUCAUCCACGCCGGUCUGGAGCCCCUGACCUUCACCAACAUGUUUCCCAGCUGGGAGCACAGAGAAGACAUUGCAGAAAUCACAGAAAUGGACACGGAAGUUUCAAAUCAGAUCACCCUGGUGGAGGAUGUCUUAGCCAAGCUGUGCAAAACCAUUUAUCCACUGGCCGACCUCCUAGCCAGGCCCCUGCCCGAGGGAGUUGACCCUCUGAAGCUGGAGAUUUAUCUCACCGACGAGGACUUCGAGUUUGCACUAGACAUGACCCGAGACGAAUACAAUGCACUGCCUGCCUGGAAGCAGGUGAACCUGAAGAAAGCAAAAGGUCUGUUCUGAGUCAUGAGAUGCUGGAGGAAACCUCUGUUGUCACUUUCAAUACUGUUGGACCAGGAAAAUGGAUGUGUUUUGUUUUUGGAAGCGGGGUAUGGCUAGUCCUUUAAAAAAUAUUUUUACAUCUGCGUUUUCGAGACCUGAAGCAAUCAGCUCUCCUGCUUGUUUGGGAGUUGUGCAUUUUGUAAAUGUUCCAGAAAACUCUCUGGAAACACACCUUCCACGAUUGAGCAGACGAUGUUUAUAAGGCAUCCGCAGCCCCACGCGCGCUCACGCAGGGGGUCCUUAGCGAAGGCCACGGCACUGCCCUCCUGGUCCUGCUAAGCGCUGCCUGUUAUUAUUAUUACUUUUUAAGCGGCUCCCUUUAUAAAUUGUUAUUUUGAUAGUUUGUGGAUUCUAAAUAUAUAUAUAUUUAUAUAAACACCGUAUAAAUCAAAUAUGUAUUUAACAAAGCAAUACGUAUUCAUUCACUUUUAAGGGUUUUUCUCGUGUCAAAAUAAUAUUAAAAGGUAGUUGCUUCUGUUGAAUUAGUUCUGCCACCAACGCGUACCUUCACCCACGUUCAGAGGCGCCUCCUUCAGCGUUAAGUUGGACUCGUUCUGAGUGCUGCUUCCGGUGCUAAGAUGAACAAAGAAUUUAUACUUCCAGGCACAGGCUCUUAAGAAUCUGUGCAAAUCCACCUUUCUACCUUAAUAUCGCCCCCGAAUGUAUAGUGCCUUGUAUUAUGUACAGUUUAUAUACAGAAGAGUUUGCUCUGCAGUUUUUGACGAUGGUUUGGAACAUCAUCUACAAUUCUACGCUGAAAUGGUAGAAAUUUUAAAAAGAAUCUCAAUUUCUAAUACCUGUUGUAAAAAUUAAAUGUGUCAUUCGGCGAUGGAAGACUCCAAAAUAAAAGCUUCAGAAUAAACACGACUA